Solanum dulcamara is the source of this 1476-nucleotide messenger RNA. Its product is annotated as la-related protein 6C-like. Gene Ontology annotation, molecular function: mRNA binding. The record is from RefSeq and is a predicted model, not a curated record. The transcript has 10 exons. The coding region runs from base 1 to 1263 and encodes 420 amino acids. Gene Ontology annotation, cellular component: nucleus. NCBI's taxonomy places the organism in Eukaryota, Viridiplantae, Streptophyta, Magnoliopsida, Solanales, Solanaceae.
AUGCAACCUGAGAAAGUUGCUUCUAGUGUCCAUGAAUCUACUCCAGAUCAAUUUGUUGAUCAUAAUGGUGUAGGCUCUUUCAAGUUCAAUGUUCAAGCCCCUGCCUUUGUGCCAAGAAAAUCACAUGCCACUAAAAUCCCUAUUUCAGGAAGAUAUUUAUACCCAUGCAAUUUCCAAAAUGUUAAUACUGGGGCCCCUAAUAAUAAUAAAAUAUAUGGGGGUGAUCAAGACACUACCUCCUUUCUUCAAGAACCAACUUUUGUUUCAUCACUAUCUCAAAAGGAUAUCCUUCCUGAAGACCUUAGGCUAAAAGUCAUCAAACAGGUUGAAUACCAACUUUGUGACAUGAGCUUGCUCGCGAAUGAGAACUUGUUGAAACAAAUGAACAAGGACCCUGAAGCUUUUGUUCCCAUUUCUUCUGUUUCUGCUACAAAGAAAAUCAAGUCCCUCAUCACCAACAACCAAUUAACGCUUUCUCAUGCCCUCCUCUCCUCUACUAAACUGAUUGUAAGCGAUGAUGGCAAGAGGGUCAAACGAAAAAUCCCAUUCACUGACAAGGAUAAAGAGGAAUUGAUGUUACGCACUGUCGUGGCUGAGAAUUUACCCGAUGAUCACUCCCAUCACAAUAUUGAGAAAAUAUUUAAUGUGGCUGGAAGUGUCAAGACUAUCCGAGUAUGCCAUCCUCAAGAUCCUAACACGCGAACUAGAGGAGACUUGGGCAUCAGCUGUAAGCUUCAUGCACUGAUAGAGUUCGAGCAUCCAGAAGCCGCUGAGAAAGCAGCGGAGAAGCUAAAUGAUGAGAGAAACUGGAGAAAGGGCCUUAGAGUGAGGCUGUUGCUCAGACGUUCACCAAAGUCAGUUCUAAAGAGCAGGAAGUCAGCAUUUGAUGGCUGUUUAGAUGAUGAAGAUUGGUUGAGUUCUGAAUUGGUAGAUGACUCGUAUCAUGUUUCUAAUCAAUCAGAAGUAGUGGAUACUAAUGUUGAAGAGACUUUAGCUGAGGUUGAAGAGACUUUAGCUGCUGCAACAACAAAGAAAACAUGGGGUAAAGGGCGUGGGAAAAGUACACGACAAAGAAACCAAAUGUACAGCGGACGUGGCCUGCUUUCCUCAUCACCACAAAACAGCAAUACAUAUGAAGCACCAGUGAAACAGGCUACCAAGGGACCUAGAAUGCCAGAUGGAACCAGAGGUUUCACUAUGGGAAGAGGGAAGCCCCUCAUGAUGAAGAAUAUUAAUAUUCAAACUGGAGUACAUGUUGUAUAAAUGGAAGAUGAUCAAUUUUGCCCCGGUUUAUUACUCAGUAUUCACUUGGUAGUCCAUGGAUGCGAAUUAUUUUUGUUGCUAAAGAUAUUCAUGUCAAUUUUUUCUAGAACUAAAAUCCAAAAGUACAGAAUAGGUAAUUACCUAAGGCUAUGGCUUCCUUGAGACUGCCAAUUUUGUUUUGUACAUUUCUCUUUUUGUGAAAAUUAUCAUAUC